Phialemonium atrogriseum is the source of this 1821-nucleotide messenger RNA. Its product is annotated as purine nucleoside permease. Gene Ontology annotation, cellular component: endoplasmic reticulum. The transcript has 3 exons. The record is from RefSeq and is a predicted model, not a curated record. Gene Ontology annotation, biological process: transmembrane transport. The coding region runs from base 360 to 1655 and encodes 431 amino acids. NCBI's taxonomy places the organism in Eukaryota, Fungi, Ascomycota, Sordariomycetes, Cephalothecales, Cephalothecaceae.
ACCUUAUCAGCACUGUGGUGCCCCCAAUGGUGGUGAUCAUCUCCGCUUCCUCGGCCGGUCCCCUGCAGAUCUUGUAUCGAUCUCGAACCCAGAAUUUUGGAUUUUGCAGUCCAUUAGCCAAUGACACCUCACAGCAGUGUUCUGUGCCUCGCACUACGGCUCGCUGUGCAGCCUGUCUCCCAAGUCCUGUGCUCCUGCGCUGUGAUCCCGCCUUGCUGCACGUUUCCGAGGCCAGCCGAGGUAGAUUUGGGCGAGAGAGAUUCAGACUGCGUUUAUCCUCUGCCCCUCAGAUUUACUCGCCUCCGUUCUGGGAUCCCUCUUGACUAUUUGGAGUUUGAAAGCACCUAGCCAGCUCGAGAAUGCGUCUCCUCUCGUGGACAGCCGCCUCCCUAGUGGGCUUGUGUCAUCUCGCCCAGCUCGCGGCCGCCUAUGUGCCGCCCCCGGACACGGUCGGGAAUGGUGGCAAGGUUGCGCCCAAAGUCUUGAUCAUCAGCAUGUUCACACCAGAGGCCGACGUCUGGUACCAGACGAUGCCGACCAGCGGGCUUGGUGACAUCCUAGCCAGGAACAUCUCAGUGCCCGGCCUCUCCAUGCUCUUCCCCCACGUGCACUGCCUUGCGAACUACAGCGUGUGCCAGGUCACAGUUGGCGAGGCAGAGAUCAACGCGGCCGUCACCGUCACCUCGGUCGUCCUCUCGGGCAAGUUCGACCUCACCAAGACGUACUUCCUGGUCGCCGGCAUCGCGGGCGUGAACCCCAAGUACGGCACGCUGGGCAGCGUGGCGCUCGCCAGGUACGCCGUGCAGGUGGCGCUGCAGUACGAGUUCGACGCCCGCGAGGUGCCCGCCAACUUCACGACCGGCUACCUGGCCUACGACACGGACCUCCCGGGCGAGUACCCCAAGGUCCUCUACGGCACCGAGGUCUUCGAGGUCAACGCGGCGCUGCGCGACGUCGCGUACAGCCUAGCCUCCCGGGCGACGCUGGCCGACUCGCCCGAGUCGGCCGAGUACCGCGCCAAGUACCUCGUCGACGAGCCGCUCCACCGGGCCGCGACGGAGCCGCCGUCGGUCAUCAAGUGUGACGCCUCAACCAGCGAUGUCUAUUUCUCAGGCGCGCUGCUGAGCGAGGCCUUUGAGAACACCACUACCGUCUGGACCAAUGGCUCCGGCAUCUACUGCAUGACCGCCCAGGAAGACAACGCCACGCUCGAGGUGCUUGUGCGGAUGGCUAUCGAGGGCCUCGUCGACUUUGCCCGGAUCAUAAUCAUGCGGACCGCCUCCGACUUCGACCGGCCACCACCGGACGUGACGCCAUUCGACCACCUCCGCAUCCUCAACCAGAACGGCUUCCACAUCGCCAUCGAAAACAUCUACAACGCCGGCAUCGAAAUCGUGCAGGGCAUCCUGGCGGACUGGGACUGCUCCUUCGCCGGGGGCAUCGCGCCGACCAACUACAUCGGCGACGUCUUCGGCAGCCUCGGCGGCGAACCCGACUUCGGGCCGGGGAGCCUGACGGGCGGCGCCGGCGUGCUUCCCGGCGGGGGGUCGGGGGAUCUUGCGAGGAGGUCGUCGUCGGGGGCGGAGAGGGCGACGCGGCGUCGGAGACGCGUUGCUGUUCCGCCGCAAGCCCGGGCUGGCCGGACGGGCCUGUAAGGCUCUAGAAUAUAUGAUAUUUUAGGGCAAUUUCGGGCUAUUUGAACUUUGUGUAUUUAAUUGAUUAACACUCUUUCGACCGCUGAGUAGGGGCGUCGUGAAGUGAAGAUUGAAUAGUGCAGCAUCAAUUUCUUAAGAGGAAUAACAUCAUAAACAUCGGCUGCGA